This is a messenger RNA of Vombatus ursinus (common wombat), 934 nucleotides long. It is a transcript of the gene ERICH4, whose product is annotated as glutamate rich 4. Bases 268 to 597 code for a protein of 109 amino acids. NCBI's taxonomy places the organism in Eukaryota, Metazoa, Chordata, Mammalia, Diprotodontia, Vombatidae. The record is from RefSeq and is a predicted model, not a curated record. The transcript has 2 exons.
CUUCCCUUCUUAGGCCCGGCCCCAUCUUAAAGGCGCAGUGUCUCCUAAUUCAGCAUCUUUCUGGAAUCCUGCACUCUCUUCCCCGCCAGCCCCGUCAUGAGUCCUUCCUAGAGUCUGCCCUCCAUCCCUCCUGCUGCUGCUGGGGGGGCAGCGGCAGCCGCGGCCCCUCGAGCACCCCCAGCAGCAGGAGGGAUUGUGGGUAGGCAGCAGGAACCUGGGCAGUGCGGACUUUGGCCUCGAGUGUCCGCGUGUCCCCGACAGCUCAGGAUGGAGGCCUGGGGGCGGCUGGCCAGGGCCGGGCUGGCCCCGCCGGAGCUGGGCGCCCCUCCUCGCGCCCUGAGAGACCCAAGCGGUGCCUGGAGCUCUCCUGGGGCUGCAGCCAGGACCCCCCGUGCUGAGGAUGGCGUGGUCUGGGUGUGGGAGCAGCUGUGGAGCCUGCGGAGGAUGGACAUACACCUCUUUAACCAGCUGUGCACCCUGGGCCUAGAGAUCCAGGCGCUUCGGGAAGAGACAGGGGUCGACCUGGAUGAGGAAGGAGGGGGGCUGGGGGCCUCUCCAGCAGACUGGCUCAUCCCAGACUUUGAAAUCACUAUCUAACAACCUGGGGAGCUAGUGGAAAGGACCUCCCUCUGCCCUCCUCAGAGUGUCCAAACGCCCAGUGGGAUACAAGAAGACAGCAAACAUUUUCAGAUGAAAGCAAAUAUUUAUCUUCAUGGAAGGCUAUCGAGCUUUUUGCCCUGUAGGGGACAGAGAUACCAUUGUUCACAAAUGAAUGAGUUUGCCGAUGAGAGAAUGUUGUAAUUAAUGAUGAUAGUAUGGCAAUUUCCUGGGGAAAAACAGAUUUUUGUUGGUUUAGGUGUUUACAGGUGAGGCAUAGACACUUGCUGAUUGUAUGCAGAUAUUAAUAAAUAAAAUCCAAAUGUUCAAAGAUUGA